AUGAUAGAUCACGUCCUUGGGCGGCCAUCUACAAAGUUCCGGAAGAUCCAGGUUCUUGCUGUACUUGUAUUUUGGUCUACCUAUCUAUUAAGAGGAAACAAGAAUGGUCCUCCUUUUAUCCGCAAGAUCUCGUCGCGCCUCUCGAAAAAGCUGAGCGUCUGGCAAACCACUGUCCUUGUAUUCCUCUGGCUCUACAUUUGCCGCAAUUUUGCGAAAAUUGUCGGCCUUGAGUGCCCUGAGCCUUUAGCCAACCUAUACUCGCGCUCCUUUUUCCGGGCAACAUGGAUCGCGACAGGAUUAGACGCUGGGUUCUGGACGGCAAUGGGGAUAAAGCCAAAGUGGCUACGAGAUAUUGCGUCUCUGGUUUUCUCUGGUUAUUACCUUAUCGCAGCAGAACAGGCAGAUGAGAAAGUUCGCCGGGUACGUGCUACACUCACAGUAGAGCACAUGCGUGUGUCUUGGAAUAAGAGCACCACACCGUAUCUCUGGACACUCGCCAAAUUGGGCCGCCCGCGGCUCACGAGGUACCCUCCGCGUGCCAUCCGGAUCCCGCGACCAGCGUCCUCGAUCUACAAGGAGCCGACAAAUGCAUGGCUUUACUUCGAUGGGUCAUUGACUGCGCUACGUGAUCAAACAUGCAUUGUCCUUGAUAUUCCUGGGGGUGGAUUUGUUUCGAUGAGCCCUCGGCAUUCCGAAGACCGACUUCUGGCCUGGGCGGCGAGAACCAAAGUUCCCGUACUGAGUCUUGACUACAAGAAAGCACCGGAGUACCCGUAUCCGUAUGCUUUAAACGAGUGUUAUGAUGUAUAUCAUUCCAUUAUCUCCACCCGUGGGCGGUGCUUGGGCCUCAACGGACGGACUCGUCCUCGUGUCGUCAUCACUGGUGAUAGUGCUGGUGGUAAUCUCGCCACAGGCGUUACACUUAUGAUCCUUCAAUCCGGCAGUACACAUGCCUCUAGAUGGCAAGGACAAAACAUGCUUCCACCCCCGGACGGGCUGGUUCUACCCUAUCCCGCGCUAAACAUGAAGAUAGAAAGCUGGAUGACGGAAGAGCAGAUGGCGUUGAUCCAAGAGAAAAGCACACGUCGAACCAACGAGAGCGUGCUCCGAAGGAAAGAUAUGGACUAUCACCGGUUGACGCCGUUCACUUCUCCGGGAACGUCGUUCGGAGAUUUCCAGCGUGACUCUUUCUCUGAUGCAGACUUGGAAGUUGGAAAUUUGGUUGACGCGACCUCGGAGAAGUUGGCACAGCAACAGAAGAUGGAAAUUCCUGAAAAUGAAGCGGCUGCUAUCACUGAGCACCAGCCUAAGCAGAUCCAAACACGGCUGGCCGUCUCAUCGAUGAUAUCGUACGUCAAUGAUCGUAUAUUAACCCCUGAGAUGAUGAGGGCAAUGAUCAUCCUAUAUAUCGGACCGCACAACCGCCCCGACUUCAAUACGGACUACCUACUCUCCCCAGCCUUGGCUCCCGAAGACCUCUUAGCACGCUUUCCCAAGACGUACAUUAUCACCGGAGAACGUGACCCUCUAGUCGACGACACGGUCAUCUUCGCCGGGCGACUAAGGCAGGCUAAGCUCCGCCAGUUUCAGGAACGACAAGAACUGGGCCUCGAAAAGUCUUAUCGCAGGUUUAACGCAAAAGACCACGUCGAGGUAUCCCUAUUGCCCGGAAUCUCUCACGGGUUCAUGCAAAUGGCAGGCUUCUUUCCGGAUAGCUGGAAGCACAUCUAUCGCUGCGCAAGUUGGAUUCAAGAUCUAUUUGAUCUCGCGCAGGUUAAAAGAUCAUCCUCUGGUUAUACCAAGGCCCUCGCCAACGGUACACAGAUACCAAAGGGACCUAAGUCCGUUCCUCGCGGAAAUAACUCGCGCAAUCAUAGACGCCAUCUCACCGGAGAGUCAUCCGGCGACGAGGAUAGGCCUCUCGAGAUAGGCAUCAAGAAAUUGACACCACUGACGCCACUGCAUCGCAGCUCCAGCGCCCCCAUCGACAGUACCGAUAUUGAUAGUCAAGCUAUCGCUGCCAAGGAUGGUGACAGCGAGGAUGCUAAAAAGGAACGCAUUCGUAGCGUCUCCCGAGGGCGAACUCUGCGACCAGGAAUCACCAAGAAACAGCGUCCCAUACCCAUGAGGUUAACGAUCCCUCCUCGAGACGGAUAUAUCUCUGGAUCGCCGAGUCCUGUUCCUUUGCGGGAGAGAAACCGAAGUAUCAAUAGCCUUGCCAGCGAGGAAGACCUGAUUGACCGGCGCAUGAAUGGUAUAGCUGGAGGGUUGAUGGGAAUUGGCGAGGGUGCCAGGACGCCUUAG
Aspergillus tubingensis is the source of this 2304-nucleotide messenger RNA. RefSeq names its product putative lipase. Gene Ontology annotation, molecular function: triacylglycerol lipase activity; sterol ester esterase activity. Bases 1 to 2304 code for a protein of 767 amino acids. The transcript is spliced from 3 exons. Gene Ontology annotation, biological process: triglyceride catabolic process. Gene Ontology annotation, cellular component: cytosol. NCBI's taxonomy places the organism in Eukaryota, Fungi, Ascomycota, Eurotiomycetes, Eurotiales, Aspergillaceae. The record is from RefSeq and is a predicted model, not a curated record.